AUUACAUAAACUAUUAGAUGAUACGAUUACUAAUUGUUUUACUUUCGACAUAUAUUUGGGUAAAUCUGUAUUUAAACACUCAUUUCCUAGACCUAAACCAACAUCUUACUGAGACUAGCCAAAUACUUUUUACUACUACUGCUUAUCAUUUUAUUAAUCAUAAUCAUGACGUUUUGGUUUGUUUUUCCAUACUAAAACGCAUCUCUCAUCACCCUUACCAACUCUUGCUGUUUGGUAUAUUGAACAGAUAGGGCCGCUAUUGGCCAGAGUGUGGCAGUCUUCGAUAGGGCUGGCAAGUCUAACCUCCCCCUUAGACUGUGACAUUGUAGACAAUAAAACAUGCUCUACCCGCCUGUCCUCGUUUAAAUGGAAAACUGCUCACGCACACGGAAAGCUGUUAGUUUUAGUAGCUCAAUUUCUUGAGAUACGAUCGGAAAUUUGAACAGUAUUUUUAUGGAUUACAGUUUUUUAAAAACGACACUGGAAUACAACGAUAAAACAAUGAGACGGCAAGUACUGUUGUUAAUCGUGGUUCUCUCUCUCACCUCGGUCUUCGGGCAAGUCAGCUACUCCAUUCCCGAGGAAAUGGAGAAAGGGUCAUUAGUCUGUAAUGUAGCUCAGGAUUUAGGUUUGGAUUUGAAAAGGCUCAAAUCGGGUAAAGCUCGUAUUCAUUCAGGAGACAGUGCGGAAUAUAUCGAUCUUAACAGAGACAGCGGUGUCCUCCUUAUCAAAGAGAGAAUAGACAGAGAAACGCUGUGUGGAGAAACGACGCCCUGUGCUUUACAUUUACAGAUGAUUUUGGAAAAUCCGAUGGAAUUGUUUCGCAUAACAAUAGAAAUCACAGACCUAAACGAUAAUCCCCCUAGUUUUGCAUCGAGCGAAAAACGUUUUGAAAUCAGCGAGUCUGCCGUUAUUGGGUCUAAAUUUGUGCUGGAGAGAGCCAUCGAUGCUGACAUUGGUGUUAAUGAUCUCCAAGGCUAUUCGCUUAAUCCAACAAACAACUUUGAAUUGAAAUUAGAAAAUCAAGCGGAUGGGAGCAAAAAGGUAGAAAUGGUUCUACAGAAGCCUCUAGAUCGAGAAUACCAGGAUCAGAUAUCAUUAUUAUUAACUGCUCUAGAUGGCGGACAGCCGCGUAUGUCAGGUACAAUGCAGAUAACUGUGAACGUGUUGGAUGCAAAUGACAAUGCACCGGUUUUCACUAAGUCAGUAUACAAGUCAACAUUAAUCGAGAAUUCCCCGAGGGGAACCAAUGUUAUAACUGUCAGUGCAUCUGACAAAGAUGGAGGCUCUAAUGGAGAAAUAACCUACGCUAUUUCAAAUAGCAAGCGUCGAUUAUCCGAGCAAUUUCAGAUCGAUAGAAAAAAAGGAGAGGUUAUCUUGAUUGGUGAAAUAGAUUAUGAAAAAACGAAGCUUUUCCAAAUUGAUAUCGAGGCUAUAGACAACGGAGGACUCUCUGAUUCCAGUAAGAUACUAAUUGAUAUCACUGAUGUCAAUGACAACUGUCCUCAGUUGAAAAUACUCUCUAAAUCAGACACCAUUUCAGAAGACUCUCCUGAGAAUACUGUAAUUGCUAUGCUAAGAGUAAAUGACCCUGACUUUGAGAGGAAUGGAGAGGUGAAGUGUAAUAUUAAUGAUGGCAUUCCAUUUAAAAUACAAAACACAAUGAAUGGAUUUUAUAGUUUACUUACGGAGGUAGCUUUGGAUAGAGAGUUCGCCUCCCAAUACAACAUAACUGUGACCUGCUCUGAUGAGGGAGUGCCCUCCCUCUCCAGCAGCGUCACUCUCACCUUACAGAUCUCUGAUGUGAAUGAUAACGCGCCUGUCUUUGAGAGGAGCUCAUAUGAGGCCUACAUUGUAGAAAACAACACACCAGGCCUCUCUAUAUUCACAGUGAAAGCCAGAGACGCUGACUGGAACCAGAAUGCCCGUGUUUCUUACAUACUGGAGGACUCCUCUGUUAACGGAGUGCCAGUCUCCUCAUAUGUGUCCGUUAGUGCUGAUAGUGGAGUCAUCCAUGCAGUGCGCUCUUUUGACUACGAGCAGAUCAAAGACUUCCACUUCCGCGUCAAAGCGCAGGAUGGAGGUUCUCCUCCACUCAGUAGCAAUGUGACUGUGAAAAUACUGAUCCAGGACCAGAACGACAACCCUCCUCAGGUUCUGUACCCAGUCCAGACUGGAGGCUCUCUGGUGGCUGAAAUGGUGCCUCGUUCAGCAGAUGUGGGCUAUCUGGUCACUAAAGUGGUGGCUGUUGAUGUGGACUCUGGACAGAAUGCCUGGCUCUCCUAUAAACUGCAGAAAGCCACAGACAGGGCGCUGUUUGAAGUGGGCUUACAGAAUGGAGAAAUAAGAACUAUCCGCCAAGUCACUGAUAAAGAUGCUGUGAAACAAAGACUGACUGUUAUAGUGGAGGACAACGGGCAGCCCUCUCGUUCAGCUACAGUCAUUGUUAACGUGGCGGUGGCGGACAGCUUCCCUGAAGUGCUGUCUGAGUUCACUGACUUUACACACGACAAGGAGUACAAUGACAACCUGACUUUUUACUUAGUGUUGGCUUUGGCUGUAGUUUCCUUCCUCUUCAUCACGUGUUUAGUGGUUAUUAUAUCAGUGAAAAUCUACAGAUGGAGACAGUCUCGCAUCCUGUAUCACUCCAAUCUCCCUGUGAUUCCAUAUUAUCCACCACGUUACUCAGACACUUUGGGGACAGGGACUCUCCAACACGUGUACAAUUACGAGGUGUGCAGGACGACUGACUCCAGAAAGAGUGACCAUAAGUUCGGCAGAGCUGGUAGUCAGAACGUGCUGAUAAUGGACCCCAGUUCUACAGGGACGAUGCAGCGGAUACAGAGUGAAAAGAACAUCCUGGAUGAACCAGACUCUCCUCUAGAGGUUAGAAAGGUGUUACAUCACACGCCCUCCUUAUCAUUGUUAUUACCAAACACUUUAUUAAAAUGCAACAGCAUUUUGGUGAAUUCGUUUGGUCUUUUCUUUUUCAGCACCAUGGAGAGCAACAUGGAGCGUUUAUACUUGUGUUAUUGAGUAGGACAGAAAUGG
This is a messenger RNA of Sander lucioperca (pikeperch), 3051 nucleotides long. RefSeq names its product protocadherin beta-16-like. The record is from RefSeq and is a predicted model, not a curated record. NCBI's taxonomy places the organism in Eukaryota, Metazoa, Chordata, Actinopteri, Perciformes, Percidae. Bases 454 to 3036 code for a protein of 860 amino acids. The transcript has a single exon. Gene Ontology annotation, cellular component: plasma membrane. Gene Ontology annotation, molecular function: calcium ion binding. Gene Ontology annotation, biological process: homophilic cell-cell adhesion.